GAAACAUGUGUUCACUGUUCAACAGGAACUUGAAGCCUCAGUCUCCAAUUUUAGGAGCAGGCCACUCAAUCCAGCUGGAUCCCCAAAGGCUGACACACCCCGAGUGCGGACCCUUCCUGGAGGCAGAGGACACGGCCGCUGCCUUUUGAUGAUCCAUCUGGGGGUCUCCAAGGCUGCAGCUGCAGAGGCUGAAGGUCCGUGGCACCUCUGAGGCUCCCACCUGUACCUCGUCUGGACCUGAGAAUCACCUGGAGUCCUGGGCCCCCCACCCAGACCAGUUCCAUCAGUCUCUGGGCCGGGGGCCCAGGUGGCAGGAAGUUGGGAGCUCGCCAUGUGAUUCCAAGAACCAACCAGCCCUGUGGGGAGGGGCCAAACGCCCCCCAACACCUGCCCCUUGCUGAGGGCAUUUAAGGCCAGCCAGCGGACUGGAGACCACGGUUCCCUGCCAGAUCUCUUUGGAACUGUCCUACCUACAGGCGGUUUACUUCUUCCAGUCAACAUGCCGAUUUUAGAAGCUCCCGAAGAGAGGCUGAGAAAAUUUAAGUAUCGUGGCAAAGAUGCAUCGGUGAGGCGGCAGCAGAGGCUAGCGGUCAGCCUGGAGCUCCGGAAGGCCAAGAAGGAUGAGCAGGCCCUCAAGAGAAGAAACAUCACCACUGCCUCUGACCCUUUUGUACAGCAGACCAAAGGGGCCAAACUCACCCUGCAAGAAAUAAUCCAUGGUGUGAAUGCCUCAGAUCCAGAACAGUGUUUCCAGGCCACCCAGGCAGCCAGGAAAAUGCUGUCCCAGGAGAGGAAUCCUCCUCUGAAGCUGAUGGUGGAAGCAGGGCUCAUUCCCAGACUGGUGCAGUUGCUAAGGUCCUCCCUGCACCCCUGCCUGCAGUUUGAGGCCGCCUGGGCUCUGACCAACAUUGCCUCGGGGGCUUCGGAGCUGACUCGCGCUGUCGUGGAGGGGGGCGCCAUCCAGCCCUUGGUGGAGCUGCUGGCUUCCUCGCAUAUGAGCGUGUGUGAACAGGCAGUGUGGGCCCUUGGUAAUAUUGCAGGUGAUGGCGCAGAAUUCAGAGACAUCGUUAUCUCCAGCAAUGCCAUCCCACAUCUGCUGGCCCUGGCUUCCUCAAAUGUACCAACCCCCUCUCUCCGCACGGUGGGGAACAUUGUCACCGGAACGGACCCCCAGACCCAGCUGGCCAUUGACGCGGGCCUCCUGAGCGUGCUGCCUCAUCUGCUGCUGCACCCCAGGUCCUCCAUCCAGAAGGAGGCAGCCUGGGCCCUGAGCAACGUGGCCGCCGGGCCCCACCAGCACAUCCAGCAGCUGAUUGCUUGUGGCGCGCUGCCUCCCUUGGUGGCUCUGCUGAAAAACGGAGAAUUUAAAGUGCAGAAGGAGGCAGUGUGGACGGUGGCUAACUUUACAACUGGGGGCACUGUGGACCAGUUGGUCCAGCUUGUCCAGGCUGGAGUCUUGGAGCCCCUAAUAAAUCUUCUCGACAUCCAAGACACCAAAAUGGUUAUCAUCAUCCUUGACGUCAUCUUUUUUAUCCUGCAGGCAGCAGAAAAGAUUUCUCAGAAGGAAAACAUGUGCCUCCUGAUUGAAGGACUCGGCGGGAUUGAUAAGAUUGAGGCUUUGCAACUGCACGAGAACCGGCAGGUUGCCCUGACAGCUCUAAGCAUUAUUGAGCGAUACUUCAGUGAGGAAGAAGACGCUGGCACAUUAUCAGCCCUGCUCCAAGACCAUGAAUGCUUAACGCCCUUAACAAAAACCUAACCAUGCUGCAGAAUCCCAAAGCCAAAGAGGAUCCUCUUUAAGAACCCCUUUCCCUUGGUGUACCACGGGUAUAAGGCUUUUAAAACUGAAUGUUAAUAAAAUGUUCCACAUUUUCACCUUCA
Messenger RNA from Sus scrofa (pig), 1881 nucleotides. The record is from RefSeq and is a predicted model, not a curated record. Lineage: Eukaryota; Metazoa; Chordata; Mammalia; Artiodactyla; Suidae.